AUGGAAGUGCAGGAAGAAGGCAUGAGCCUGGAAAGCUUUCUGAAGUGGGCAGCAGACCUUGGAGUUUCAGACUCGACAGGAGCGGUCCCUUAUAACUGUUUGGGACAUUCUCUCUCCCUCUCCUACUUUCCUCACGCCGGCGGUAGAGGUUUGGGUGCUGUGCGUGAUCUUAGAAAGGGAGAGCUAAUUCUUAGAGUUCCAAAAUCCGCUUUGAUGACCAGGGAAAGCUUGUUGAAGGAUCACAAGCUCUCUGUUGCUGUUAAUAAACACCUUCCUCUCUCCUCUAUCCAGAUAUUGACUGUGUGUUUAUUAUAUGAAAUGGGUAAAGGAAAGAGUUCAUGGUGGCACCCUUAUCUGAUGCACUUGCCGCGCGGUUAUGACAUUUUAGCAACUUUUGGCGAAUUCGAGAAGCAAGCUUUCCAAGUUGCUGAUGCUAUCUGGGCCGCAGAAAAGGCCAUAUUAAAGGCAAAAUUAGAAUGGAAAGAAGCUAAUCAACUGAUGGAAGAACUUAAGCUUAAGCCUCAACUUCUGACGUUUAGGGCUUGGCUUUGGGCUGCUUCAACUAUAUCCUCACGUACGUUGCAUAUACCAUGGGAUGAAGCGGGAUGUUUAUGUCCUGUGGGAGACUUAUUUAACUAUGCUGCACCAGGAGAGGAGACAGUUUGUUCUGAAGAAGUAGACAGUUGGAUGAGUGCCCCACCCUUUCAGGUCUCUUCUCUGUUGAAUGGGGACUGUGCACAGACUUCUUGCACGGAGCAAUUUGAUACUCAUGAUCAGAGGUUAACUGAUGGCGGGUAUCAGGAGGAUAUUGCUGCAUAUUGCUUCUAUGCUCGGCAAAAUUAUACAAAAGGAGAGCAGGUUCUUUUAUGCUAUGGGACAUACACGAAUUUGGAGCUUCUUGAACACUACGGGUUUCUACUAAACGAAAAUUCCAACGACAAAGUUUUUAUUCCCUUGGAACCUGAAAUUUAUUCCUCCAGUUCAUGGCCAAAGGAGUUGUUGUAUAUUCAUCAAAAUGGAAGGCCAUCCUUUUCCCUAUUGUCGGCUCUGCGAUUAUGGGCAACCCCUUCAAACAAGCGGAGAUCUGUAGGACACCUUGCUUAUUCAGGUUCUCAACUCUCAACAGAGAAUGAGAUACAUGUUAUGAAAUGGAUAUCAAAGAAAUGCAAUGCCAUUGUGAAGAAUUUGCCAACAUCAAUCGAAGAAGACAGUUUGCUACUAAGUUCCUUUGACGAAAUCCAAGAUAUCCAUUCCAUUUUGGAGCCCGGGAAGGCGUUAUCGGCUUCUAGAGAGAUUAGGGCAUUCUUAGAAGCCAAUAAUGUAGAAAGUGAUAGUAAUUUACUUCUCUCCAGGAAAAUUAGAAGGUCAAUCGACAGGUGGAAAUUGGCUAUCCAGUGGAGGCUCAGAUACAAGAAGAUCCUUCUUGAUUGCAUUUGUUAUUGCACUGAAAUAAUAGAUUCUCUCUUCUGAGAAAUGUUUCAGCUUUGAGAAUUGAAUGAGGCCUAGUUUAAUACUCCCUCUCUCUCUCUCUCUAACCGUAGAAUGCCCAGAUACAUAUUCCACCUGGAUCGGAUCGUCAAAACCAGAAACUGACAAUGAAAGAUAAUAAUUUUGUUCAUAUUAUGGUUUGGUAAGUUCUCAAAACCGCAAAGCUCAAAUAUUGCAUCUCAUGUGGAGGUCGUGAAACAGGUGGGUAUGACAUCCAACUCAUGUUUUAAUUUGCAUACAAUCACAAGCUUGGCGUAUAGGUUCAUUUCCAAUACUGAUCGUGAAACACCAUGAGCAGCAGGAUGUUGAGGUCCGAAGUUUGAAGUGAAAUUUUUGAUUUGCCUGUUCCUAGUCGUCAUGGGAAAGAAAGGCAGAAAUAAAAAAGAGAUUAUUCCAUGAGAGCUUGUCCAGUACUACCAGUACCUGAAAUGCAUCUCCUUUGCCCGCGCGCAAUAGCUCUACCUGGACCUGGCGUGCCGCCUUGCCAUGCAAGCGAAGCGCAAUUGGCGGCGGGGGGCAGCAGUGAGGAAUCUUGGACAAUGGGUAGAAGCCCAAUCCAGCAAUAUCGCAUGAGUGAAGAAGGGCAAUGCCGCUUGUAAAGCGCUUACCAGAUGAACAUCAUAAUCCAAAUAUUCAUAAAGUGCUGAUAAAGAGUACAAAUCUGAUAAAAAAAAAUCAGAUUUGUCAAUUUGGUUGGUUAGUUAUUGAUUCAACCAUACAUUCUUAAUUAUUUCAUAAUUUGUGGGCUGUUAUAUCAAUUUGUAUUCUGAACUUAUUGGUUGCAGCACAUACUAUCUUCAUCACUUAAGAUGAGAAAUGCUAUCACUAUUAGAAGCAAAAUUUAGUAGCGAUUUUAAUUGGAAAAUGGAUUUGGACUCAGGCUGGAGAAGGAUAGCAGCAUGGUAAUAGGGGUCAUCCAUCUGUUUUGAGAUGUUCAUCGCAUACGUUGAUGUAUAGUAUUAGUGAUAUUGAAUGAUUAUAUAUAUUCGAGUAUAUGGAUCAUAGAACAUAAGAUUGAGAAAAAAAAAAUGUAUUAACCUCAAUUCAUUAUUGUUUGUACCAUAUAAUUUGUCGGACACCAUAAGUAGAGUUUGUAUCCCUACACGUAAAAGGAACAUUAAGAGCAAAUCAUCAGACAUUUCCCUUAAGUAAAAAACUUUACACGAACUGAACAUUCUAUAAAAUUCGAUUCUUCAAAGCUUCUUGUCGAUCCGCCACGCUUCACCUUCAACUACAGACAACAGAUUGCAGGAGGUACAAGGAACAAAAGACUAUGACCCCAGUCGGUGAAACUACGCAGAUUCAAGUAUUUGGCCAAAACAGACCUGCAGUUUAAUUGUUAGCCUUAUAUAUUAACAUUAUGAAUUACCGUAAUACAAACAGAAUUCUUGAGAUAGCAAUACUCUGUGAUUGCAUUUGAUUAAAAUUUUAAUUUUCAUUGAAUGGUAUAAAAAGAAUGAUCAAAUCACAGUAAUGAGAGAGAUGGAUCAGAACAUUUGGCUUGGUUUCUCAAAAGAGAAAAAUCGCACAGUUUAAUCAGCUUCGAUCAUUUGGGGAAAGGAUCAUCACUUCCAUCUCUCAUAAAUUACAUAAACAUUUAAACAAAGACUCGGACAAUUAUAGUAAGAUUACAAACAUAAAAGAAAUAAAAUCGAAGACCAAUAAUGGAUCAGAAUACUGGCUUGGAUUCUCCUAAAAAGAGAAUUACAAAAAUGUAGCACAGUUAUAAUCAGCUUCGAUUAUUUGGGGAAAUAGUCAUCACUUCCAUCGUUCACAAAUUACACAAUCAUUUAAAACAAGUUUCGAAAAAAAUUGUGUACAUUCAAAAACACAAAAGAACUAAAAUUGACGACGAAGAAUGGAUCAGAACACUGGCUUGGAUUCUCCUAAAAAGAGAAUUACAAAAAAUAGCACAGUUAUAAUCAGCUUCGAUCAUUUGGGGAAAUAAUCAUCACUUCCAUCUUUCACAAAUUACGAAAUCAUUAAAACAAGUUUCGAAAAAAUUGUGUACAUUCAAAAA
Molecule: messenger RNA, 3508 nt
Organism: Corylus avellana
Lineage: Eukaryota; Viridiplantae; Streptophyta; Magnoliopsida; Fagales; Betulaceae
Gene: SDG40
Product: SET domain group 40
Biological process (GO): peptidyl-lysine monomethylation
Molecular function (GO): protein-lysine N-methyltransferase activity; protein binding
Source: RefSeq, a predicted model, not a curated record